GUGUAGCCUACUGUAUAUAAGACGGGUCCUCUUUCCGCAAACCACCACUGGACCUCCGGAACUCUGCAAAGCCACAGAUACAAAGACAACCCAGAGUUUCCCUCAUCUCAAGGUACGGCCCCUGCCUUCGCUCGACCUGACCGAAAUGUCUGACCCGAAUGCUCAGAGACAGAUCCCGCAGCCCCCCCCCACCGAGGCGAGAGUCCUGGUGAUCUACACCGGAGGGACCAUCGGGAUGACGCCUCAGGAUGGAGGGCUUGCCCCAGAGGCCAACGCUUUAGUGAAAGGACUGCGAAAGAUGCCCAUGCUCCACGAUGAGGAGUACGCCAAGGAGAUCGGCCUGAAAGACAACACCCUGGUCCUGCCGCCGACUGAACACAAUAAGAGGGUUGUGUACACUGUUCUAGAGUACAGCCCUUUGCUGGAUUCCUCCAACAUUUCCAUAGAAGACUGGGGUACAAUUGGAAAGGACAUUGAGAAAAACUAUGACGACUUUGACGGUUUUGUGAUCCUGCACGGCACAGACACCAUGGCUUACACAGCCUCGGCCCUGUCCUUCAUGUGUGAACAUUUGUGCAAACCAAUCAUCCUCACCGGAUCUCAGGUGCCGAUCUUUCGGAUGAGGAAUGACGGCCGAGACAACCUGCUGGGGGCGCUGCUGAUCGCAGGCCAGUUUGACAUUCCUGAGGUGUGCUUGUACUUCUACAACAAACUCUUCAGAGGGAACCGUGUGACCAAGGUGAAUGCUGAGAGUUUCGACGCCUUCUCCUCUCCCAACCUGGAUCCUCUGGCCAUCGCUGAAGUGGACUUUUUAAUCAACUGGGAUACGGUGCGGAGGGCAGACCACACAGCACAAUUUCAUGUCAGCACCGAGCUGAAUUGUAACGUGGGGCUGCUCAGGCUGUUCCCAGGAAUCACUACUGCUACUGUGACGGCUUUCCUGCAGCCGCCCAUGGAGGGCGUAGUCCUGGAGACCUACGGCAGCGGAAACGCCCCCGAUAACCGACCUGACCUGUUGGCGGCGCUGAAGGAGGCCACCGACUCCGGGGUCAUCAUCAUGAACUGCACCCAGUGCCUGAAGGGGACCGUGUCUGCUUCGUACGCCACCGGACAGGUGUUGAAGGACGCAGGGCUAAUAGCUGGUGGAGACAUGACUCCAGAGGCGGCCCUGUCUAAGCUCUCUUACGUAUUGGCCAAGAAAGAGAUAGAUUUUGAUGUCAAGAAAAAGAUGAUGGGUAAGAACCUGCGCGGUGAGGUGUCCGACUUUCCCGAAACCAAACUGUCUCUGAGCGACGGCCGAUUCAUCCAGGUCAUCGCCAGGUCCCUGAACGCCAACUACAAGGAGAAGCUGGAAGCCAUCCGUGAGGCCCUGACUCCCCCACUGGCAUGUGCCGCCGCUAGGAUCGGAGACAUAGAUGCCCUAAAGGGCACUAACUUCAGUCUGAGUGACUACGACGGACGCACACCCCUACAUAUCGCUGCCUGCGAGGGCCACCUCAAACUGGUGGAGUACCUCCUGAGUCACGGAGUCAAAGUGCACGCCAAAGAUCGCUAUGGGGACACGCCCCUGGGGAACGCUGUGCGCUUCAGACACAAGGAGAUGGUGAAGCUGCUGAGGAAGGCCGGGGCGCAGCUUUUCAGAGACGAGUUGGACAAAGCAGGGACUGAACUGUGCAGCCUGACGGCCAGCGGGGACCUGGAGGGCCUCGAAAUGUGGGAACUCGCUGGAGCCGAUCUGAAUCAACGCGGCUACAAUGGACAGACAUCCCUUGAACUGGCCGGUGCUCUCGGCAAAAAAGAAGUGGUGGCAUUUUUAGAGCAGCUCAAAAAACCCAAGCCUGUGUUUGGUGAGAUUCGUGAGCAGCGUGAUGAUGAGUGAUCGAGUCUCCAGCAACCCAGAGGACUGUGAGCUGUCGUCGACCAACAAGAAUCGUCCUCAUGACUCCGUCCUCCUCACUCCGUCCAGCGCACCAAUACAUGCCACAUGUUUCCUGAGACCUACUGGGAGUAAAAGAAAAUGUAGAAAACUCUUCUCCAACUCUUUUAGUACACACAACAGCAUUGGGAAGAGGAAGGUUACGUAGUACAGUUACGUCACUUUGUAAAAUAAAAUAGCAAUAUAUUCAGGAUUAAUUACAGGGUCAGCUGUGUUGUCAUUCAUUUAGAUGUCAAUUUAUGUUCUUUGCGUCCAAGAUUACGAACAAAUGACUUGAGACGAGUAAACAAUUUAAAACACCCCCACUUGUUGUUUGGUUUUGAAAAGUAAAAAAAAAUCUUGGUCCUUAUAUUUUACAUCUGUAAGAGAAUCUUCUGUGAUGUAUUAAUGUCCCACUGACAUUUCAAGAAAGCUUGUGUGUGCGUAUUUGUGUGUGAGAAUGAAAUAGUGAGUUUUGGAUAAAAAAAU
Messenger RNA from Pungitius pungitius (ninespine stickleback), 2404 nucleotides. RefSeq names its product 60 kDa lysophospholipase-like. The transcript is spliced from 18 exons. The record is from RefSeq and is a predicted model, not a curated record. The coding region runs from base 146 to 1879 and encodes 577 amino acids. Gene Ontology annotation, molecular function: asparaginase activity; protein binding. Lineage: Eukaryota; Metazoa; Chordata; Actinopteri; Perciformes; Gasterosteidae. Gene Ontology annotation, biological process: amino acid metabolic process.